Molecule: messenger RNA, 341 nt
Organism: Staurois parvus
Lineage: Eukaryota; Metazoa; Chordata; Amphibia; Anura; Ranidae
Source: the annotation of a GenBank genome assembly
UCAUCCUGCUGCCAGGUCCAGAGAGUGUCCAUGGGUCCCUGUACGGCCUCCCAUUGCUGCUGUCUCCAUCGCCACACUCUGCCAUGUGCCACUUUCAGGUCUCCUCACACUGCUGGUGGGUUCCAUUUUGUCAUAGGGUGCUGGCAGAUUACGGGCCUCCCAUUGCUGCUGCCAGGCCCGUAAUCUGCCAUGGGCCCCCGUACCGACUCCUCAUGCUGCUGCCAGGCCCCCAGUGUUGACAUGGGUCCCUGUACGGCCUCCCAUUGCUGCUGUCUCCAUCCCCACACUCUGCCAUGUGCCACUUUCAGGUCUCCUCACACUGCUGGUGGGUUCCAUUUUUU